Molecule: messenger RNA, 3385 nt
Organism: Anastrepha obliqua
Lineage: Eukaryota; Metazoa; Arthropoda; Insecta; Diptera; Tephritidae
Exons: 9
Coding region: 22-2949 (975 amino acids)
Biological process (GO): positive regulation of synaptic transmission, glutamatergic; transmission of nerve impulse; neurotransmitter receptor transport, postsynaptic endosome to lysosome
Cellular component (GO): AMPA glutamate receptor complex; postsynaptic density membrane
Molecular function (GO): channel regulator activity; voltage-gated calcium channel activity
Source: RefSeq, a predicted model, not a curated record
AGUCACUAUCCACAGCAGCGUAUGCGACAAUGCAGCGGCACCACCACCAUGCAACAGCGUUUCAGUAACGGGGGAUAUUUGUGGAUACUGACACCUGUUGCUGCUAGUAUUUCCGUUGCCAUUGUAAUGGCCGCGAUUGCUGGACCACAGUGGCUUUUCACCGAGGAAAAACUGCCAAAUGCCAAUUACAAUGGCACUGCUAAUUUCAAUUUGAUGGACGAUGGCGCCUAUAUAACAAAAUACACCAAAUCAAGUCUAUGGAUUUUAUGCACAGCUUUGCAAGGGGCAUUUUUAAAUCUGGGGCAAAGUGAGAUGCGGUGCAUAAAAAUUGACUACUUCCCCAAGGAAGGCUACCAGCCGGAUCCGCACGAUUCAACUCCAGCGAUACCGUACACCGUCACCAAGUCGUGUCCAUUCUUUCUGGCAUCCGGUGUUUUUCUUCUGAUCAGCUUUAUCGUCUUCCUCGUGCCAACCUGUUCACAUCAGAAUAAUUUAUAUUACUUUAGUGCGGGCAUAAUGUUUAUUGUCUCAGGUUUAUUAAUGCUCAUCGGAUUAAUUGCAUACAUAUCCAUCCUAAAGGCGGAAAUAGGUUCAAAAUUGCGAUCGAGGUCCUCUUUGCAGCCGCCACUCUUCAAGGUUACCUAUGGACAAAGUUUCUUUCUGUUCGUUAUUGGCUUCAUAACGACUGAGUUUGUGGGGCUUUUGAACAUUUUUCUAUACAUCAGUCUGCAAGAAAUUGGAUAUUACAAUCGGUUGCCGUGCUUCAAUAUCACCAAUCUACAGGAAAAGCUGAAAGAGAACGAAACUCCUCACAGUCACACCUAUAAAAGCUAUAAACAUUCCUCGUCCUCGGUAGCCGUCGCACCCACUGUGCGCAAGCCCCAGCAGGGUCCUCGACUAAGCACCAAUAACCUUCAUCAGGUGCACAAUGUGUGUAUGGCGUCACCCGCAGCCGAAAUGGAAUUGGAUAGUAAAAAGCUGUUGCAACACAUGCCUGGCUUUGUUCCGUGUCGCAAGCAUCCGAAUGCGGCAGAGGCAUUCGUCAACACAGAAAUGGAGCGCAGGUAUUAUUUCGAGAAAUCACAACAACCGAAAUGCAAUUUGCAUUCGAGGAACUUUGCCAAAUCGCUUAAUGAACUCUACACCGAGCCAUCGCCCGAUUUGCCACCACCGCCACCUUCAGCGAUUAAAAUGGGCGGCACCUCGCAAACAUUUCCCCGCAUGCCACAGCAGAUCGCACGGUUCGGCGACUUCACGCAAGACUUUCCGCUCACCCGCAGCGUUUCGACUACCACAGAUAUUUAUCCCAGCAACAAUUUCAGACACACAACACCGCAUGUGGAGCGUAAAAGUCGACGCAACAUGGCGACAAACACACGACCUCUUGACCCAGCCACACUAAGCGAAAGUGAACGCGGCGGCGGUGAAAGUGAAAUUGAAAGAAAUCUGCCACGGCGUCGCCAAUUGGCCGAUAGCCAGUCUGACAGCAAUUACGAUGAUGAUGAACCACAGCGGCUGUGCGGCUUAAAACGGGGCAUACGUAAGACAAAGGAUGAACUUUUUCAGGAGUUUUGCAAACGUGCUGGAAUGCGUCCAAAACCGAAAAACAUUUACUUCAUUGCCAGCGAAGAAGAUGCGAUGGCGACAUCUGACGAUGAAACGCAACGACGUCGUCUCAAUAAAGCCGCAAAUUGUUUUGAUAGUGGGCAACGUAGUAACAGUGGGCGCCGUAAUUUUGGCAGAGAGAGUGAUGAAGUAAAUGAAGAGCAGAACGCCAGGGAAGCGCAGGAUGACGAUGAAGGAGAAGGUGGCUUUUCGCAGAUACAAGAUGAUGAGGAGCGCAUCUACGUCAUUCAAGAUAAUACUCAGUAUGGGACAAACCCAAUGUUUCGUAAUUUACGUCGUUCCUCCAUGUUCGUUGAGCCAACACACCUAAACAAGCUCAACUCCAAUCUCUCGCUGGCUACGCUAUACCCGCCCGAAGCGUCUACGCAAAAAAGCGCUUUUGGUAACGAACGCAGCGACUCAGCAUUGGAAAUCUGGCCACCGCCGCCCAGCUUUAGCAACGGUGAGCCCUACUACGCAGCUGGCAAAAGUGCCUACUAUGGUUCGCAAAAUCGUCUGCACCAAAACUAUCAACCCAAUGUCCAAAUAUACCAGAGCCGUACACUGCCGCGUUCAUUCCUAAAGAGUCACACGAACUCGCAAAACAGCAUCGGCUCAGGCUCGUUGCAUGCAAGCGCGUCUGCGUUGCACAACACUUAUAGCAGCAGCCAAACCCGCCUGACCAAUCUAAUGAUACAACAUCCGCAACAACAACAACAACUACAACCACAAAAUCUUUAUUUAUCGCAAUCACAAGCCGCGGAUAUAUACAAUUCAAGCUUUGCUAUGCAUAAAUCCAAUGAGGAUCUCGUUUCGUUACGGCCCAGCAGCAAAUAUGACGAGCGAAGAUUACAACGUCCACAGAACUCAGCCAACCAGCACAAUAUGAGCAAUGAUAGUCGUCUACAGCAAACGGCAGUGCAUUGGCCUGCCGCCAUACCAUCCUCACCGUCCGGGUACGCGCCUAACUACCAACAAAUACAACAACUGGGCGCACCGACAGCGCGUACCCAUCCGACAGCUCCGCAUCUGGCACACACGCUUUUGACGCGUUCCUUCAGUAGCAACACCAGCGGCGGCGCAGACAGCGGCAUCGGCAGCGGAGGCGGUAGUGGUAGUGUGGUGAAUGUACCGUCGAAAUUUCAGCGCGCCUAUGCGUUUGACGAACAGCGGCGACCAAGCGGCAUGUUAGGCGAAACCUACGACCCAAACGAGCUUGAACGCGAGCGACGACGUUCACAUGCCAGUGUCUACAGUGGCAUAUCAAUAAUGGGUGGCCCAAAUGGCACCGGCGGCAUCAAUGGCACUGACCACUACGACUUGAUUAAUGGCACUGCGGUGUGAGUGGGGGCAUAGCGUACCAUCGCUGGCUUGCCGUAAAUGGAGUUCUUUGUUAGAUUGGUGGGUGGUACUCGUAGCAACGGCAGCAGCAUCAGUCGAAUGAUAAUAGCCGCGAGCAGAGCUUUGUAGAGGCAGAGCAAAACGAAAAUUGAUGAUUGUCGAUUACUAGUGGUUUUUACGUCAGCUUCGCCCCACCAGCCAAAAGGCCACAAUGGCCGUCUUAGUGUAUAAGUAAUUAAAACCGAAACUUAGGAAAAUAAUGUUGCACUGCCAGCUUAGAAAGGAAGGAGCAGUCGAAAUGUGUAGACAAUAGAGGUUAAAAAGUAUUUGCAAUUGGAAUUUCGACUUAGUGGACUGUAGAAAAUUUAUGGUUAACAAAAUCUAUACUCUAAGUAACUAAAUGCACUGAUUUAAACGUGAAUGUGUUGUAAUUUAUAUG